CCCGCCACCCCUACGCAAGAUUGGCCCGAAGAUACACUUUUGGAAGACUCGCCUCUGACCUACGCGCUGUGACAUGCCGCAGACCGGACAACCCUACGCUGCUAACCCGCACAAUAUGCUGCAGCGCCGUCAGCGUGUGUCGAUUGGCUUCGUAGAAGCCCGACCUGUUUUCAACCAUGACCCGUUCAACGGCCGGAUCAAGCUCCAUCUCCUCCGCCCGCGCUAUGAACGAAUCAAUCUCCGGUGGGUUCUGCGUUAGCAGUUCUAGAGGUCGAGCAGCAACUGUGGCUAUAAUGAGGCGGGGGAGGUCGAGGAAGCUUCGUCGCUUGCGGAGGGCGGAGACGCGUAGUCACGAGGAGACACACAAUCGAGGGGGCCGGAGCGACGUAACAUUGGGCAGUGGCGCUUUGCGGAUCGCAUACGUAAACGUACGGGGACUGGACCACGAGACGUGGGAGCGUUUACUGGCCCUGAUUGCACCCGGUAAGCUAGACUUGAUCUUUGUCGCGGAGACGUGGUAUAUGGGCUUCGAGAGGUACACGGCCGCACCGGCUACGAUUGCCUUCACACCCAGACCGCCGACGAAAACCGGUGCACGAUACAACGGCGGGCUUUGCUU
Messenger RNA from Baudoinia panamericana UAMH 10762, 619 nucleotides. RefSeq lists its product as uncharacterized. NCBI's taxonomy places the organism in Eukaryota, Fungi, Ascomycota, Dothideomycetes, Mycosphaerellales, Teratosphaeriaceae. The transcript has a single exon. The record is from RefSeq and is a predicted model, not a curated record. The annotation marks the transcript as partial.